This is a messenger RNA of Lactuca virosa, 585 nucleotides long. NCBI's taxonomy places the organism in Eukaryota, Viridiplantae, Streptophyta, Magnoliopsida, Asterales, Asteraceae. The record is from the annotation of a GenBank genome assembly.
AUGGCGAAUCCGACCCGAAGACCCGUACUCCGAGCUCACUCUCCUUCCGGAAGAUUCUACACUUCGCCGUCGUCAAACUCGUUUGCUUCCUCCACCUCCGCCUUCUCGUCGAGCCCGUCGUCGUUCUUUCUGAACCGAUCUUCGUCACCUACACGUGUCAACGUAUUCGGAUCAUCUCCAUCGGCGUCGAAUAUACGAUUUUCUCUCGACAAUCGUCAAAUUUCUCCGAGUCGUUCGAUCUCUGUAAUUCCGAGGAGUAAUAAUAGUAAUCAGGCGUCGAAAAAGCAGUUGGAUAAACCGAGGAGGAUGUGUAUGUGUUCGCCUACUUCGCAUCCAGGUUCGUUUAGGUGCAGCUUGCAUAAGAACUCUAACAGCAAUCACACUCCGGUGUCGUAUCCUUCGAAUCGACUCAACGCGAGGAGGUCCGCAAUGACAAACUCGUUGGUACGGAUUGGCACUGUUGAAGGCGGUGAUUUGGUCAGGAGAGCUCUUGCGGCGUUGAUUCGACCGUCGUCUCAUCAGCAGCGACGGAGAACUUGUUUUCAACCGACGCUUAGUCGUUUAUCUUCCAUGACUAAAGUCUAA